Messenger RNA from Protopolystoma xenopodis, 429 nucleotides. Lineage: Eukaryota; Metazoa; Platyhelminthes; Monogenea; Polystomatidea; Polystomatidae. The record is from the annotation of a GenBank genome assembly.
AUGAACCUCAACACCGUUCUAGAACUGGAUCACUCUGAAAGGGAGCCCUGGCCUUCUGAGGAUAUCAAUGCCUGUAAUGCCACCAAACUGAAGUUGAGCUUACCGACAGACGCAUGUGGGUUGCAUGGACGUGAGUCGUGCAAGGCACGUCUCUUCUUGGUCGUCAUGGCCCCACCGGUGACGUAUUUGGACGGUGUCAAGGCUGGCAAUGAGGUCGGGGCUGUUAGUUCAACGUUGGCAAAAGUAGGCCACCAUCAACAUAUUCAAGACGUCUCCAAGGCCCAGCUUUCCUCAUACCAACUAUUCACAUGCCGUUGUCGCAUGCCUUCCGACUUGGCCCUUGCGAGGCAUGGCAUCAACGCUCCAGUCGUCGUUACGACCAGAGCUCCUGAUCAUGCCGAAGCAGCCCCAUCGUGUCAAGGCUUUUAG